Messenger RNA from Tarenaya hassleriana, 1135 nucleotides. RefSeq names its product NADH dehydrogenase [ubiquinone] flavoprotein 2, mitochondrial-like. Gene Ontology annotation, molecular function: NADH dehydrogenase activity. Gene Ontology annotation, biological process: mitochondrial electron transport, NADH to ubiquinone. The record is from RefSeq and is a predicted model, not a curated record. Bases 100 to 870 code for a protein of 256 amino acids. NCBI's taxonomy places the organism in Eukaryota, Viridiplantae, Streptophyta, Magnoliopsida, Brassicales, Cleomaceae. The transcript is spliced from 10 exons.
UUCCCCUUCUCUCUCUCCCAAAUUCUCUGUGCCUCAGAUUGAUAGAGCUUCGUGACUCUUCUUCUUCUUCUUCUUCUUCUUCUCCUCUCUGUAUCCAGAAUGCUUGCUCGGCUUGCUGGGAAGCGUCUUCUCGAGAUCCGUCAUGCUUUCCGUCAAUCUUCUUCUCAGGCGGCGUCUCGGAGCUUGUCGACGGCCUUAAACUACCACAUUGAUUCUCCGGACAAUAAACCCGACCUUCCAUGGGAAUUUUCUGAGGCAAACAAAUCAAAGGUUAAAGAGAUACUCUCUCACUAUCCAUCCAAUUACAAGCAAUCCGCAGUUAUCCCUCUUCUAGAUCUUGCACAACAGCAGCAUGGUGGCUGGCUCCCUGUCUCAGCUAUGAAUGCGGUUGCUAAAAUCAUAGAAGUUGCUCCUAUCCGUGUUUACGAGGUUGCGACAUUUUACUCUAUGUUCAACAGGACAAAGGUGGGAAAGUACCACCUACUAGUUUGUGGCACAACACCUUGCAUGAUCCGUGGUUCACGAGACAUUGAAGCUGCACUGCUGAAGCAUUUGGGAGUGAAACGCAAUGAGGUUACGAAGGAUGGCUUGUUCUCCGUAGGGGAGAUGGAAUGCAUGGGAUGCUGCGUGAAUGCACCAAUGAUCACAGUAGCAGACUACUCUAACGGAUCAGAAGGAUAUACAUAUAAUUAUUAUGAAGAUGUUACACCUGAGAAAGUUGUGGAGAUAGUUGAGAAGUUGAGAAGAGGAGAGAAGCCGCCGGCGGGAACUCAAAACCCGAAGCGUAUAAGGAGCGCACCAGAAGGAGGAAACACGACUCUUCUUGGUGAGCCUAAGCCUCCUCCGUGCAGGGAUAUUGAUGCUUGCUGACAUCUCUCAACCCCCAACCGAAUGUUGGUUCAAUAAUCCCAAGGCUUUGUGAUUGUGACCGAGUCGAUACCCUACCUUAACUCGGGUGAGUUUUGAAUCGCAUUAAACUCGCGGGCCCUCUUUGUUUUAAAACUCCUAAACCAGAUUUCUAAGAAAAUGGACAGACCCCCCAGGGAAUUUCAGAGCCUUUUGUCUGUGGUUUAGAGCUUAUGUCACCUGCAAAAAUUGGUGUGCUACAUGCAUUAAUAAACUGUUUUCUCUACUA